Molecule: messenger RNA, 2740 nt
Organism: Cornus florida
Lineage: Eukaryota; Viridiplantae; Streptophyta; Magnoliopsida; Cornales; Cornaceae
Product: pyrophosphate-energized vacuolar membrane proton pump
Exons: 8
Coding region: 127-2424 (765 amino acids)
Biological process (GO): proton transmembrane transport
Cellular component (GO): membrane
Molecular function (GO): diphosphate hydrolysis-driven proton transmembrane transporter activity; inorganic diphosphate phosphatase activity
Source: RefSeq, a predicted model, not a curated record
UCAGAUAUCACCAUAAAAGAGCGUGAGGACUCAAAAACACACAUACGAUUCACUCCAUUCGUUUGUUUUGAUUUUCCGGUGAGACUCCGUCGGACUCCGCUUUGCGCCACCAAAAACGACUCUGCCAUGGGGGCGGCGAUAUUACCAGAUCUCGGCACGGAGAUCGUGAUUCCGGUUUGCGCCGUCAUUGGAAUUGCGUUCUCUCUGGUCCAGUGGCUAAUCGUCUCGCGCGUGAAGCUCUCGCCGGAAAAGCAGCCACCGGAGGGAAACGGAAAAAACGGCUUCACUGAAUCGUUGAUUGAGGAGGAGGAAGGUAUCAACGACCACGCCGUCGUUCAGAAAUGCGCCGAAAUUCAGAACGCUAUCUCCGAAGGAGCAACCUCCUUCCUUUUUACUGAAUAUCAGUAUGUUGGUGUUUUCAUGGUUGCUUUUGCCAUUUUGAUCUUCCUUUUCCUUGGCUCUGUGGAGGGUUUUAGCACAAAGAGCCAGGCUUGUACUUAUGACAGUAGCAAAAUGUGUAAGCCUGCACUUGCCACUGCUCUCUUCAGCACCAUAGCCUUCUUGCUUGGUGGUAUCACUUCAGUGGUUUCUGGCUUUCUUGGAAUGAAGAUUGCUACCUAUGCAAAUGCCAGAACCACCUUGGAGGCCAGAAAGGGUGUUGGAAAGGCUUUUAUCAUCGCCUUUAGAUCUGGUGCAGUAAUGGGUUUCCUCCUUGCUGCAAAUGGUCUUUUGGUGCUUUACAUUGCCAUCAACCUCUUCAAGCUGUACUAUGGUAAUGACUGGGAAGGCCUUUUCGAGGCUAUAACUGGUUAUGGCCUUGGUGGAUCCUCCAUGGCCCUCUUCGGUAGAGUGGGUGGUGGUAUCUAUACAAAAGCUGCUGAUGUUGGUGCUGAUCUUGUGGGCAAGGUUGAGAGGAACAUCCCAGAGGAUGAUCCCAGAAAUCCAGCGGUGAUAGCUGACAAUGUUGGUGACAAUGUUGGGGACAUUGCUGGUAUGGGGUCUGAUCUUUUCGGCUCAUAUGCGGAAUCAUCCUGUGCUGCCCUCGUUGUAGCUUCCAUCUCUUCUUUUGGCAUCAAUCACGAUUUUACUGCAAUGUGUUAUCCUCUCCUCAUCAGUUCCAUGGGCAUUCUUGUUUGUUUGCUCACUACCUUAUUUGCUACCGAUUUCUUCGAGAUCAAGGCUGUAAAGGAAAUUGAGCCAGCAUUGAAGAAGCAACUCAUUAUUUCCACUGUGCUUAUGACUGUUGGUAUUGCAGUUGUUAGUUGGGUCGCGCUUCCAUCUUCCUUCACUAUCUUCAAUUUUGGAUUCCAGAAAGAAGUUAAGAACUGGCAACUGUUCUUAUGCGUUGCUGUUGGUUUGUGGGCUGGCCUUAUUAUUGGAUUUGUGACCGAGUACUACACCAGCAAUGCAUACAGCCCUGUGCAAGAUGUUGCUGAUUCAUGCCGCACUGGAGCUGCUACAAAUGUCAUUUUUGGCCUUGCAUUGGGAUAUAAAUCCGUUAUCAUUCCUAUUUUUGCUAUUGCCAUUAGCAUUUUUGUUAGCUUUAGUUUUGCUGCAAUGUAUGGUAUUGCAGUAGCCGCCUUGGGUAUGCUGAGCACUAUUGCUACUGGAUUGGCUAUUGAUGCAUAUGGUCCCAUUAGUGACAAUGCUGGAGGCAUUGCUGAGAUGGCUGGCAUGAGUCACAGAAUCCGAGAGAGAACUGAUGCUCUUGAUGCUGCCGGAAACACCACGGCUGCUAUUGGAAAGGGCUUUGCAAUUGGGUCGGCAGCUCUUGUGUCACUGGCCCUCUUCGGUGCUUUUGUUAGCAGGGCAGAAAUUUCGAAGGUGGAUGUAUUGACACCUAAAGUAUUUAUUGGUUUGCUUGUGGGUGCAAUGCUUCCUUAUUGGUUCUCUGCCAUGACAAUGAAGAGUGUGGGGAGUGCCGCUCUUAAGAUGGUUGAGGAAGUGCGAAGGCAAUUCAACACCAUUCCUGGCCUCAUGGAAGGCACUACCAAGCCUGACUAUGCCACCUGUGUCAAGAUCUCCACAGAUGCGUCCAUCAAAGAGAUGAUCCCACCUGGUGCCCUUGUCAUGCUUACACCCCUCAUUGUUGGCAUCUUCUUUGGUGUGGAAACACUAUCUGGUGUCCUUGCCGGAUCCCUCGUCUCUGGUGUCCAGAUUGCAAUCUCUGCGUCCAACACUGGUGGUGCCUGGGAUAAUGCCAAGAAAUAUAUUGAGGCUGGUGCUUCAGACCAUGCAAGGACCCUUGGUCCAAAAGGAUCUGACCCACACAAGGCAGCUGUGAUCGGUGACACCAUUGGAGAUCCACUCAAGGACACUUCUGGACCAUCGCUGAACAUCCUUAUCAAGCUAAUGGCAGUUGAAUCACUUGUGUUUGCACCAUUUUUCGCCACACACGGUGGCCUGCUCUUCAAGAUCUUUUAGAUUGCAGAAAAUGCCGCGCCAAUUCCCCCACCCCGUGCCAACAUGUGUCGCCUGACCAUUUCUUUCCCCAAUUUCCUCUCUCUCCUCUCUUCCACAUUUUCUUUUCUAACUUUAUCUCAAUUAUAAAUACAUGGUCAAAGGAUGAGUUAGGUAGAGAUAUUUUGUUUCAUGUGGUGGAUGAUGAUGAUGAUGAUGAAGAAGAAGAUGAUGAUGAUGAUGAAGAAGAAGAUGAUGAUGAUGAUGAUUAUGAUGUUGUGAAGAGUUGGAACAGCUUUAUAAUUCUUUCCUCCAAGUAACACAACUGCUUGUGAUCUAA